AUGGACGAGGGGGCGAGCAGCAGCAUCCCAAUCGUGACGGCGGAUGCUGCAUCUCCGCAAGAAUAUCGCAUUUUAGAGGUGCCGCCGGAGGUCGAAGCAUUGAUCGAGAGAAAAGACGUGCCACUCCAAUUCAACGGACGUCUUGCAGACGAAGCUGUGCUUGUAACGCAUGAUGCUACUUAUGCUGUGCGACAAGUUUCACAGAGCAACAGCCUGCUAUUAUGCUCAGUCGAUGUGCGUGACAAUGGGUCGCAUGCGCUCGUUUUACGACAAAAUGUUCAGGACACGCUUGAGCUCGUGCGCACAUGUGCGAACCUUGAGCGCAUCAUGAGCCUGCUGGAUGAAGACAUGUACACAGGUGGUGAAGAGCACGUUCAUGAUCGCACCAAGCGUCAUUACACGCGCAACGAGCUCAUGUCAGUUGUCCAGGCGAGUGAGGCUGAGUUCACACAGGGACUACGGGCCUACCAUGUACUUGAGCUGGAUGGCUACCUCCGUCGCGUGGCGCCUGACCUGGUGGUGGACUUACUGCACUCGCUCCUCGCACAUGUAGAUAUAUUUGCAUGUGCACCAGACCGAGUGCCAUACGUGCGCAUGUGCGAGGCAUUGGCACCGCGUGCAUGUCGUGCAGUGGCGGAGGCCAUGGUCGGCGACUGGUUCUGUGCCACGCCCCAGAGAGCAAGUGCGCCAACAGUGCCAUUGCAUAUUCCUCUUGCACGCGAGAGUGUGGCUCAGUUCCUAGGCUUGCAUCUCCUACGUACGCAGAAACGCAUGCCGCUCAUUGCAUUCAUGGAUGCGUGGCAUCAUGAGCUGGGCAUCAUGAGUCAGGAUGCACACCUCGCACUGCUCCAGGUACGUGGGAAAUGGUCGUCCGUAUCUAUUGCAAGCGCACUAACACUUGCGACCCAUCUACUAUACAGGGACAUUAUUUACUAUACCCAGCACCGGCCACGUUUGCUGAGACGAAUGCCCACGCAGCAGCGACGCCAAGUCCACUGCCACGUGCGCUGGCCGAAUUGA
This is a messenger RNA of Malassezia globosa CBS 7966, 1020 nucleotides long. RefSeq lists its product as uncharacterized. NCBI's taxonomy places the organism in Eukaryota, Fungi, Basidiomycota, Malasseziomycetes, Malasseziales, Malasseziaceae. Gene Ontology annotation, cellular component: Ctf18 RFC-like complex; chromosome, centromeric region; chromatin. The record is from RefSeq and is a predicted model, not a curated record. Gene Ontology annotation, biological process: maintenance of mitotic sister chromatid cohesion; mitotic sister chromatid cohesion. Bases 1 to 1020 code for a protein of 339 amino acids. The transcript has a single exon.